This is a messenger RNA of Saprolegnia parasitica CBS 223.65, 684 nucleotides long. RefSeq lists its product as hypothetical. The transcript has a single exon. The record is from RefSeq and is a predicted model, not a curated record. NCBI's taxonomy places the organism in Eukaryota, Oomycota, Saprolegniomycetes, Saprolegniales, Saprolegniaceae. Gene Ontology annotation, molecular function: phosphatidylinositol binding. Bases 1 to 684 code for a protein of 227 amino acids.
AUGGGUCCGUCCGUCGGCCACGUCAUCGCGUCUACCUCGGUCUUCGCUCCAUGCAGCCUCUCGGCGCUCGCCUUGGCACCGCUGCAGGCCUGCGGCGCGGAGCGGUGCCUCAAGCACGACACGAACGUCUACUGUCGUGGCGGGCGCCUGGCCGACCUCAAGGCCUUUAGCCUCCACGAGCCCGGCGACGCCGAGUACUCGGAGUACAUUGCCGCGCAGCUGCGGCCGACGACGUUGACGAACCUCAACAAGAAGGUCGUGUACCUCAUCGACGUGCACCUCGGCAAAGUCCACUGGCUCGUCCACACACGCUACUCGGCGCUCCGAAAGCUGCGCUGCACGCUCUUCAAGCACCUCUCCAAGCGCGCCGACGCGUGCCGCAUCUGCUACGCGUCUUUAAAGGGUCUGCAGGCGACGGUGUUUCCGCCCAAGGCACGACUCUUUGCGGCGUCGAUCGACAUGGCCAUGCGACAGCUCCAGCUCGCGACCUACGUGCAAACGCUCGUGCGCAUCCUGCAAGUACUUCGACAGCACUCGAUCCUCAUGCAGUCCCGCGUCGGGUGCGACGUGACACCCAUGCUGCGCCUCCUCGAAGAAUUCGUGGGCCUCGACUUUAGUCGGUACACGAGCUUCCUCGCGGACCGCGGCGUGCUCCACCCUCAAGAGACGGUCCACUGCCGCUAA